This is a messenger RNA of Aspergillus aculeatinus CBS 121060, 1799 nucleotides long. RefSeq names its product sulfurtransferase uba4. Gene Ontology annotation, molecular function: URM1 activating enzyme activity; adenylyltransferase activity; thiosulfate-cyanide sulfurtransferase activity. Gene Ontology annotation, cellular component: cytosol; cytoplasm. Lineage: Eukaryota; Fungi; Ascomycota; Eurotiomycetes; Eurotiales; Aspergillaceae. The coding region runs from base 115 to 1545 and encodes 476 amino acids. The transcript has 3 exons. The record is from RefSeq and is a predicted model, not a curated record. Gene Ontology annotation, biological process: protein urmylation; tRNA wobble position uridine thiolation.
CCCCUAAUCUGGUUUAGCCCGUAUGGCCGAUAAGAUCAAGCAAGUCUGCGCCGCGGGCUGGGUGCCUCGGCUGCAAAGCAAUCCAUCACCUCGAUAGCCCCUCCUGCUCACUUGAUGAAGGAUCUCGAACAGACCUGCGCAUCGCUGCGCGCGCAAAUCGCUGCCACAGAGGCGCAGCUUGCCGGUCUGAAACGCGAGCUUCAGGUCGCAGAGCAAGCUGCACUCAACUCACAGCGUCAGCAUACUGACACGGAGAGGCGAUGGCCACUUCUCGCUGAGGAGUACCGGCGUUAUGGGAGGCAGAUGAUCGUGCCGCAGCUGGGAGUACAGGGUCAAUUGAGACUUCGAUCGGCGAAAGUCCUGAUUGUCGGCGCAGGUGGACUGGGAUGCCCGGCUGCGAUGUAUCUUGCUGGAGCUGGGGUGGGUACACUAGGAUUGGUGGACGGGGACACCGUUGAAUCGUCAAACUUGCACCGCCAGGUUCUGCAUCGCAGCCGAAACGUGGGGAAGAUGAAGGUGGACAGCGCGAUUGAGUAUCUCCAGGAAUUGAACCCUCAUCCCACGUACAUCGCCCAUCGAGCGCAUCUAGCACCCGACGCUGCAGCAGAUAUCUUCGAAGACUACGAUAUCGUACUAGAUUGUACGGAUAACCCCGCGACUCGGUACCUGAUCUCCGAUACGGCCGUGCUGCUGGGCAAGCCGUUGGUCUCAGCAUCCGCCCUGAGGACGGAAGGACAACUGAUGGUACUGAACAACCCGCCUCGACCUGCGGGCGACAAAACCGGCGGACCGUGCUAUCGCUGCGUGUUUCCCCGACCCCCACCAGCGAACACGGUCACCAGCUGCGCGGAUGGAGGCAUCCUGGGGCCCGUGGUUGGGACGAUGGGCGUCCUGCAGGCUCUGGAAGCCAUCAAGGUGAUUACGGCCGACGACACGCAGCCCCCCAGCCCUCCGUCGCUGCAUAUCUUCUCCGCGUACUCUACGCCUUUGUUCCGGUCGAUCAAGCUGCGCUCCCGCCGCGCCAACUGCGCGGUAUGCUCUGCAGAGGCGACUGUAAACCUGGAUACGGUGCGUUCCGGCUCCACGGAUUAUGUCUUCUUCUGCGGCAGUGCCGAUCCGGAGAUGCUGCUCGUGCCGGAGGAACGGGUUUCGCCGCUGGAGUACCGGGAGCUGCACCCUCAGUCGUCGGCUGCGGAAGAGGGCAAGCAACCGACGAUGAUCGACGUGCGGGAGAAGGUGCAGUUCGACAUCUGCAAUCUCGAGAACAGUAUCAAUAUCCCGAUCUCCACGAUCUUGGCAUCUUCUGCUAGCAAGGGUGAUGAAGCUGCUGCCCAGCUUCCAGCGUGGGUGCCGGCGGAGCUUGCUGCUGCGGACUCGACGGACCCGAUCUACGUGGUGUGUCGUAUGGGCAACGAUUCCCAGAUUGUAGUGAAGAAACUGAAGGAGCUGGGACUGGAUCGUGAAGGGCGACGGAAGGUUGUCGAUAUCCGGGGAGGCUUCCGCUCGUGGAGGGAACAGCUGGACCCUGAGUGGCCUGAGUAUUAGACUGGUUCUGCGCCUCGAUGGAAGGGCCUCCCUUCUAUCUUUCUAGAGAUUUUGGCCUUCACAAGAAGCAUCCAUGAGUAGACUGCAUGUUAUGGUUCGGAAAUUCUCGCGGCUGAUAAGUGCGCAUUAUUACAAACAAAAAGAUCUCCAAGAUUGGAUUAAUCGAGUCAUACAGAGCUCAAUUCCAGCAAGUUUCAUCAAAUUCGAAAUUCUUCUAUGACUCGGUGAGAUGCCUUCGUAUGCUCGUCAGCCAU